AUGUCAACUUCAUCAUUAGCUUCAUCAACAACAAAUACUUAUAAUGAAACUAGUGGAUUAAAUGGUAAUUCAUCAACAUUACAAUGUCGUAUACAAUAUCUCGAUGAUACGGAUCCAUUUUCAAGUGUAAAUUUACCUGAACCAGCUCGACCACCAUCAUUUACAUUUCUUACAUCAACUGUCUUAAGUAAUCAAAUAUGUAGUGUACAUAAAGUUCUUAAUGCUCCACAUAAAAUUGCUGAUUGUACACUUCAAUUGUGUCGACAAGAUGGAAGUCGAUCUGAACUUGGUCCUUAUCUUGAUCUUGAUCAAACACUCGAUGAACAACGAGAAGAAAUUGAUGUUUUUACAGAAGGACGUAAAUGGUCAAUAGUUCUUCGUACUCAACUUAGUGUACGAGUCCAUGCUUGUAUAGAUAAAUUAUUGAAUUCAGAUGGACGUGAAUUACGACGAUCACUUUUUUCACUUAAACAAAUUUUUCAAGAUGAUAAAGAUCUUGUACAUGAAUUUGUUAAUAAUCAAGGUUUACAAUGUUUAGUUAAAAUAGGUGGUGCAGCUGAUCAAAAUUAUCAAAAUUAUAUUUUACGAGCACUUGGUCAAUUAAUGCUUUAUGUUGAUGGAAUGAAUGCUGUUAUGAAUCAAAAUGAAGUUGUUCAAUGGCUCUAUUCAUUAGUAGAGUCAAGUUUUCGACUUGUUGUUAAAACAAGUUUAAAACUUUUAAUUGUAUUUGCUGAAUAUACAGAAACAAAUGCUUUAUUAAUUUUAUCAGCUGUAACUAAAGUUGAUCGAACAGCUAAACGUCUGUUAUGGUCAAAUGCAAUGAAAAUUUUAAAUGAAAUGGAUAAUUCAGCAUCGGAAGUUGUUUUGUUAAUAAUUACUUUAUUUAAUACAGUUUUAGCAGCUAUACCUGAUCAAGAUACAUUUUAUGAUAUGACUGAUGCAUUAGAAAAACAAGGCAUGCAUAGAUGUACACAAUUUUUUCUUAAUAGAAAACCACCAGAACCAGAUCUUGUUGAACAAUUUAAUAUUUAUGAUGCUGCUCUUCGACAUGAAGAUGGCGAAGAUGAUACAACAAUUGGUCAAUCAAUAAGGCGUGUGCCGCGUACAAAAUCAGUAUUUGAUCGAACAUCAUCACGUCGUUAUUCAUCUGUGGAUUUUGAAACAAAUGGUUUUUAUGACAGUCAACAAGAACGUAUGAUAACUGAUAAUAUAAAUAAUGGAAAUAUUCGUCAAAAAAAUUUACAUUUAAUCGAUUCAAUAUUGCGACAACAUGAUGAUGCGAUUGUUUCAUUGAAUGGACAUGAUGAUUUCACCGCAUCGUUGGAUGAUGACGACGAUAGUGAUGAACGAAAAAUACGAGUUAAAAGUUCUACAGCUGAUCGACAAAGUAUGCGACGAUGUUCAUCCAAUUCAAUUUUAACUUCUCAAAAAAAAGAACAAGAAGUGCAAGAAAAACAAUUACAAAAAGUACCACCACCAGACAGUAGUGCUAUACGUCGAAUGCAAAAUCGAUGGGAAGCAGAAACUCAACAACGUGAAGCUGCAGCAGCCAAAGCUCAAAUACCUAAAGCAACAUCAACUGCACGAAAUCGUGAUCGUUGGAACGCUCCUACUGAAACGGCAACACAAUCUGUUGAUGCCAAUCGACUAAAUCAACAACAAUUACCACCAUUAAAAUCACCUCCAGCUGUGGAUACUCAUACUGUUCCGUCCAGUCAUUUUACACGUCCAUCAGCAACUGUUGAUGCUAUUUCACCACCUCCAACACCUUCUCAUCAUUAUUAUCAACAACAACAACAAACAGCACCACAAAGUCCUCGCGCACCUGACACAAAAGUAUUUUCACGACCACCACUUGCUCAUCAAAAAAGUAUAACAAGUAGUAGUGCAAUUGAAGCACUAACACGUCAAAUGAGUUUGUCAUCAGCAACUGGAAAUGAUGCAGCAACAGUAAAUGGUCAACCAACUAUUCUUGUCAAAGAUGCAAAAGUAACACCAUCAACAGAACUUGUUGGUGCUGUUACGCGAGCAAAAGAUAGUUUACAACAAGCAACAAAACCCCCACCACUUAUACUACCUGGGAUUGGUUUAUCUGGUCAAUUACCCGAUGCAUUACUGUCUAAACCUCGAUCGGAUAAUGAUCUUCAAUGGGAAUCUAUUGUCGGCAAAGUACUUUCGCGUAGAUUAGUUGUACAAGAUCUUAAUUUUGAAGAAUUGGAUGAACGAGAUGAUGCAAAUAUUAUGAUGCCUGGAGGUGGUCGACCAGGAUUUCCUCCACCACCACCAAUGAUGAUGAACGGUGGUGGACCACCACCUCCACCACCACCAAUGAUGCUUGGCGGUCCACCACCGCCUCCUCCCCCAAUGGGUGGUGCACCACCUCCACCUCCAUUCUUACCGAGAGGUAUGGGGCCUCCACCACCACCACCACCUAUGACUAUGAGUAAUGGUGGCAUUAAUGGUCCACCACGGCUACCAACAAAACCACAAACAAUUAGUAAAUCUGUCAAGACUAUACGUUUACAUUGGCGUGAAACAGCUCCCAAUAUGAUGCCUACUGUACCAGGAGCUGAAGACUCACUAUGGCAAUCAUUAAUUAAAGUUCAAUUAGAUACUGAAAAAUUAGCGCAACUCUUCGAAUUAAAACAAAGUGACGUUAAAAUCAAGAAAGGUGGUGACGUUAAAAAAGAAAUAACUGUACUCGAUACAAAACGUUCAAAUGCAAUUAAUAUUGGUUUAACUGUUUUACCAACAGCACGAACAAUUAAAGCAGCUAUUCUAAAAAUGGAUAGUAGUGUUAUUAAUAAAGAAGGCAUUGAGAAAUUAUUAACUAUGCUUCCAACUGAAGAAGAAAAAAAUCGUAUAAUAGAAGCUCAAAUGGCUAAUACUGAUAUUCCAUUAGGAAAUGCUGAACAAUUUUUAUUAACACUUGCAUCUGUUGUUGAACUUGAAGCACGUCUUAAAUUAUGGUUAUUUAAACUUGAUUUUGACAAUAUUGAAUUGGAAAUUGCUGAACCAUUAAUGGAUUUAAAAAAUGGAAUGAAAAAUUUAAAAGAAAAUAUAACACUUCGACGUAUACUUGAAGUUCUUCUUGCUAUUGGAAAUUAUCUUAAUGGAAUUGAAUCAAUUGGUUUUCAACUUGAUUAUCUUGCGAAAGUUCCUGAAGUUAAAGAUACAAUACAAAAACAUUCAUUACUUUUUCAUGUGUGCAAUAUUGUCGUUGAAAAAUAUCCUGAUACAAGUGAUCUUUAUUCAGAAAUUGGUCAAAUAACACGAUGUUCUAAAGUUGAUUUUGAUGAACUUGAAUUAAAAUUAAAUAAACUUGAAACUGAUUGUCGAGCUUCAUUUGAUCAUUUACGAGCAAUUAGUAAACAUGAAACACCACAAGUUAAAACAAAAUUGGCAGAAUUUUUAAGUGAUUGUGCUGAACGAAUUUGUUUAUUAAAACUUAUUCAUCGUCGUGUAAUAAAUCGUUUUCAAAAAUUUCUUCUUUGGCUUGGUUAUCCUUCUAGUAUGAUAAAAGAAACAAAAGUAACUGCAUUCUGUAAAAUACUAAGCGAAUUUGCACUUGAAUAUCGUACUACACGUGAUCGUAUAACAACACAAAAACAAAAGAAACAAAAUCGAGGUGAAAGAAAUCGAACACGAGGAAAAUUAAUAACUGAAAUUAUUCCAGAAAAAAGUAAUUUACUUAAACAUGCUUUACCAAAUGAUUCUCGAACAGAUGAUGAAGCUGAAUUUAUUUACCAACGAACCAAUGAGAAAUUAAACACAUCAAGUAGUCGAACAACUAAUGAUUCAACUCGUACGACACCUACUGAAGUCAAACAACAACCAAAAUCACAAACAACACAAUCGAAUGUAUCAAGUGGCUUGGCAGCUGCUGUAAAUAAUGCAUCAAAACAAGAAACAAUGAUGCCUGGUCAUAGACUAAGAGAAAAAGCUUCUGGUAAUACUUUGAAAAAACCUGCUGUUAAAUCUCCAUCAACAUUAAGUGUAAAACCAUCAGCUAAUCCAAAUGAAACUGAAGCUUUUGAUACAAGUGAUGAAUUACUUGAUGAUCUAGUUAAAAAUGCUACAUUAACAGCAUCAAGAGAUGCUCUUAAACAACGUAAAACAGCUCGAUACGGUGGUCAACGACGAUCAUUACGUCGAACACUUCAUCUUGGUUUAAAUGAAGAAGAACGUGCUGAAGUACUUGGUGCUGGAAAAAAUUAA
Messenger RNA from Rotaria sp. Silwood1, 4218 nucleotides. The record is from the annotation of a GenBank genome assembly. Lineage: Eukaryota; Metazoa; Rotifera; Eurotatoria; Philodinida; Philodinidae.